Messenger RNA from Galeopterus variegatus (Sunda flying lemur), 1514 nucleotides. RefSeq names its product synapsin II (gene SYN2). The record is from RefSeq and is a predicted model, not a curated record. The coding region runs from base 57 to 716 and encodes 219 amino acids. The transcript has 3 exons. NCBI's taxonomy places the organism in Eukaryota, Metazoa, Chordata, Mammalia, Dermoptera, Cynocephalidae.
CUAAAAGGGAGUGGAAGGGAAAAGGGGUUGAGGGGUCUCAGGCAUUAUGUGUCAGAAUGAUCGCAAGCCCUAAACUGUCCACACUGUGUCCCGGCAAAAAGCUAGGGCUGAGGAUCCUUUCGAGGGGUUUCUGCAGUAGCAGAAGCCUCUGGCCAGAUCCCACUAGAUUGCACUGCAGCUUUGCCACAGAGACAGCCUUUCUCUUUGGAAUUCUCUUGGCGUUUUGGUUUUAUCUCUUUUGCAUUUUUGUCUUCCAGAGUGGAACACUUAAGGAUCCAGACUCGAGCAAGACCCCGCCUCAGCGGCCACCCCCCCAAGGGGGCACUGGGCAACCCCAAGGAAUGCAGCCCCCAGGCAAGGUGCUGCCUCCACGCCGGCUCCCCCCUGGACCAUCACUGCCACCUUCUUCCUCUUCCUCCUCCUCCUCUUCUUCCUCCUCCUCCUCCUCCUCCUCGGCUCCUCCACGGCUGGGCGGCCCUACCACCCACGGAGACGCACCCUCCAGCAGCAGCUCCCUGGCCGAGGCCCAGCCACCUCCAGCUGCUCCACCACAGAAGCCCCAGCCUCACCCACAGCUCAACAAGUCGCAGUCCCUGACAAAUGCCUUCAGCUUCUCUGAGUCCUCCUUCUUCCGGUCUUCAACCAGUGAAGAUGAAGCCAAAGCGGAGACCAUCCGGAGCUUGAGGAAGUCCUUUGCCAGCCUCUUUUCAGAUUAGCUCUUCAGAAUCACAGGGGCAUCCAGCCCAACCAGGAAAGGCAUCUAAGACAUUCACCAACAACAGUUAGCCACGCUUGGUGGUGAUGUCCCAUGACCUUGACGUGCGUGGCCCCUUCCUCUGCUCCGUUGUGCUAAGUGAUGUUGUGUAACCCAGAAAGGACAAUGUGACAGUCUCAGGGCAGGUGUCUACCUAGAGAGGGGCACCUGACAUCAGAGAGGAAAGAGCUGCUUCCCCGUAGUCGUGAGAGCUUCCUUCUGAGGUCAUCGUACACUGUGAGUUUAGUGGCCUUAUUGUAACGGCGCCAUCAUGUCUUAUUCUUCCCUGUGAAACCAGGAAUUCUUUAGUUGAAGACUCCUUGCAGCCUAACCCAGCUCAGAUGCAGUACUAAGCAUGCCCCCCACCUUUAGGCAGUGUGAUGUAUUUGGGAAGAAUAUACUUAACUGAAAGUACGCUUGGCUGUAAGUUUUAGGAACUUUUCCAAACCUGGACCCCUUGUCAUACCUGUUUUACUGUUGAGAGUAUACCCACCCAGCCCACGAGAUCCCUAAACUGUCGUGGUAGUAAAGACUGUGAGUCUGCUGAUACUGGAGUGAACAAGGGUCUGCAGUUUCCUCUUUCUUCCCCUAUGAGAGUGGUUCUCCUAUGUGAGCUGCAGUGACCUGGAAACUCGGAAGCCACACUGUAGAGGUGUCACAAUAUGCAUGCCACUAUAACAGCAGUAUGCCAAGUUCUGUGUUCAUCCCCUAAUAAAUGUUAAGACCUUUGGUGUAAUAAAAGCAGCAGCGUUAAACAGCA